Daphnia pulex (common water flea) is the source of this 3590-nucleotide messenger RNA. Its product is annotated as putative mediator of RNA polymerase II transcription subunit 26. The coding region runs from base 2244 to 3443 and encodes 399 amino acids. The transcript is spliced from 6 exons. NCBI's taxonomy places the organism in Eukaryota, Metazoa, Arthropoda, Branchiopoda, Diplostraca, Daphniidae. The record is from RefSeq and is a predicted model, not a curated record.
UUUAAAAUAGCUACGUACCGGUAUUAUCGUAGUACAGGGGUGGGGGGGUUCGGCAAGCUUUGUGGCACUGUUGUUAGGCACGUGUUCCACGUGUGUCAAGGCCGCGAAUGACUCAUCGUUCAAGGUUUUCUGUAUUCCUGACGCCUCCGCUUGGUGGCGUUCCUUCGCUUUUCCAAACUUGUGUCCAAAAUGUGUCGCCAACUGUGAUUGGCCGAAAACAUUUUAUGCGGAGCCCUACCAUUGGUCGAAAAAUUUUCGAGACCUUGGCGACCUUGGCGAAAGGAAAAAUGGUAUGAUGGGUAUGAUGUACUCACUGUGUUGUCUUCCUGAAAAUUAUUUAUUUAAUUUCUGUGUACCAUGCAUUUGUGAGUACAGCAGCACUUGACUGUUUGCCUCUGUGAGAAUCACACCACCGUGAAUCGCAGUGUGUGAGAGAGACAAGACAUCACGGAGGCGGUAGUAUGAUUGUGCUUCCGUUCGUUAGUGAAACAUUUUAUUUGUGUUUUGACGUUUCAUUUCGUUCGGCGCUUUCUUUUUUUCGUGUUAUGUAUCGCUUGCAUUCACGGCCAUCAAACGAUCCGAACGAGUCUCUGCAUUGAUGAAGGUGGUGGUGGUGGGGUUUUUUCACGGGGCGGUUCCGCGCAUUCCUCGCCCGUCAAUGUCGAUUUCUCGUUUUUUGUUUCAUCUUCAAGGUAAACUUGCCAUUUGAUGGACAUGGUUGUCGAUUUGGCCAGCAGGGAUCGGCUUAGAUUUUAUUUGUCCAAAAUAGAAGAAAAAGUCGGUUGAAAGAAGUGAUGAAAUUGGUCUCUGCGCCAAAUUAAAUGCUAGCUGAAAACUAAAACAAAUGUUUUGAUCUUUCGCCUUUUUAUUAUGCAAAUUCGUGUUGUUCUCGGGAGUUUCACGACAAGAGACUUUUUUAUUUUUCACGCACGCUCUAGACAUGUUUGACGUCAUCCUUGACGUGUAUGUUUUAUCGUGCUUGGCUUUUUUUGUGUGCAGUGCACUCGUUAGAGACAUCCGCUAAGUGAUAAAACGUUAGGGUUUACUUCAAUCAAUGAAUUAUUCAUGUUUUUUUUCUGUUUGCUGUUAUCGGAAAGAAUGCCCGCAGCGACGUGAAUUAAACAGGCUGGGGGGAAUUGCGGGUUUAUCCGCUUUUAUCCAGUUUUCUUCUUUGGUCAUUAACUAACGAAACACAAGAAAUAGUUUGAACAUUCUUAUCGACUUGUUAUAGUCCAUCGUCGGCGGAGAUGACGUCAACGGCAGGUUACGUCAAGUGACAAAUUGGAAUAACUAGGAAUUUUAUUUAGUCUUAUCACGUCGUGUUGUUUCGAUUGGGUCGGUUGAAUAAAUUCCACCUCUAAUGAUAAUCCGCAUUCCAUAAAACGGUGAACUGUGCAGUUUUACUGUUUGGCGUGUGAUUUGUUUGUUAUGAUGAACUUGGUCCGACCUUGACCGUCGUCGACAAUUGCCUUGUUUAUUUCGUUUUUAAUUCGCGAUAAGUUUGUUUUUCUCCUCACUCUGCCUGUGUGUGCGUGUGUGCGUAGAUGUAAUGUGUAAAAUGUAAAAAGAUCAAUUUAAAGGUGCUCAAGUCGUGGUGCCGUCAGAUCCUGAAGGGUCUCUACUUCCUCCAUUCUAGGACACCAAACAUCAUCCAUCGCGAUUUGAAGUGCGAAAACAUCUUCAUCACGGGGACGACUGGCUGCGUGAAAAUUGGCGACUUGGGCUUGGCCACGCUGAAGAAUCGGUCGUUUGUCAAAUCUGUGAUUGGCACUCCCGAAUUCAUGGCCCCCGAAAUGUACGAGGAGCACUAUGACGAAGGCGUCGACGUCUACGCUUUUGGCAUGUGCAUGCUGGAAAUGGCCACCAGCGAGUACCCGUACAGCGAAUGCAUGGGCCCGGCUCAGAUCUACAAGAAAGUCAUCAGCCGCGUCAGACCGCAGAGUUUCGAUAAGGUGGAGAACAGCGAGAUUCGCGACAUUAUCGACCGUUGCACGCGUCUGCGCAAGGAAUAGAGGCCGAGCGUCAAGGAUUUAUUGAACGACACCGAGUUCUUUGCCGAAGAAACGGGUCUGAAGGUGGAAGUAGUGUCGCGCGACGAGGCGGUGGCCAGCACCAGCGAAAGUGUCCAAUUCUGGUUACGCGUCCUCGAUCCAAAGAAAAGGCGUGACAAGCACAAGGAGAACGAGGCCAUCCAGUUCGAGUUCAAUGUAGUGACGGACGAUGCCGACAAACUUGCCCAGGAUAUGACCCAAAAGGAUUCGGACGGCAUCCUCAUGGAGGAGGAUGAUGUCAAGGUGCUGGCAAAGUUACUCAGAAGUCAAGUCCAGCUGUUGGUCAAAGAACAUGACGAACGCGAGGAGAUCAGACGUCAGAAUCAGCCGCCUCCUGUUCCCCAACAGCAGCAGCAGCAGCCUGCAACUGUUGUUGUACAACAGCCUCCUCCUCAAGUGGUGCAACCAGUCAUACAGCAAGUUGUCCAGCAGCCUAUUCAGCAGGUUGUCCAGCAACCUAUUCAGCAGGUUAUUCAGCAGCCCAUCCAGCAGCCCCAAACUGCUCCAAUCCUGGAUCAAUCGAUGGCGAUCCAGCAACAACAACAACCUUCUCCGGCGCUACAGCCGUUGAUGCAGCAGCAACCUAUGUUGCCCAGUCAGCAAUUACCUUUAACCAUAACGACGGGAUUGGUUACUUCGCCUCAACAGCACUGCAUCCAGCAGCAGCAACAACAACAGCAACAACACGUAAUACAGCAACAGCAUUUGAUCCCGCAGCAAGUGGCUGCCAACCAGCAACAGCUGACGGUUCAGGCGAUACAGAAUCAGAUCCACCAACAGCAACAAACGCUGCACCAAGUAAAUCGGCAGAUCCAGCAACAACAGCAACAGUUGCAGCAAGUGAACCAACAAAUUCAGCAGCAACAGUCGGUUCAGAUCCAACAACAACUCUUGUUACAUCAACAGAACUUGAUGAAUCAACCGAUGACAACUUCUCAGCAAAUUGAUCACCAGGGAUUUAGUCAAUCACAGCCGCAACAACAACAACAGCUCUAUCAGCAGCAACCGGCCGAAGUGCCUGCCCAGUAUUUCGUUCCGGCCGAAUUGCCUGUCUUCCAGCAGCAACAACAGCCGCAGCAACAAACUUAUAGCCAUUACCAACCAGCUGAAGCUGUUGCCCAGCCUUAUGCGCAAUCCAUUCCCCAGCAGCAGCAGCAGCAGCAACAACAGCAGCCCGUCCGUCAGUUAUUGAAUUAUGUUCAGCAACAGUCGGUGGAUCAGACGCAGGUCCAAUGUGUUGCACCCGAGUCCAAGUGGAUCAGGCGGCCGAGAGCAACCCAGCCCAACAACAACAGCGCAAAGUCUUGCCCUCCACCAUCGACAUUCAUGACUUGCAUUCCGAGUUGUCGAAAUUGCAUUCGCAGGGCACUGGUCAUCUGCCGGCCUUGUUGAAAGCCAAGGAGCCCGAAAAUAAAGUGAAUCCUACCACUACGGAAGCCUCCGCAGCGGCACCGGCCGCAACGAAUCCCGUUGCUCAGUCAACAACAACGGCCAGUCAUGGCCCUGACGUUGUGGAUGACCAUCCGCAAACGCCGACGG